Messenger RNA from Hemiscyllium ocellatum (epaulette shark), 1228 nucleotides. RefSeq lists its product as uncharacterized. The transcript is spliced from 7 exons. The record is from RefSeq and is a predicted model, not a curated record. Gene Ontology annotation, biological process: response to bacterium. NCBI's taxonomy places the organism in Eukaryota, Metazoa, Chordata, Chondrichthyes, Orectolobiformes, Hemiscylliidae. The coding region runs from base 50 to 856 and encodes 268 amino acids.
AAAAAGCAAAUCAGUGUGAUUCUCACGGUGUGAACUUCAUCCACAGCUAAUGAAUAUUAUAACGGUCUUUGCUCUGUUUCGGCUUCUGCCAGAUAUUCUAUUAGCGUGGAAAAGUUUUAUUUUGUUGUGCCAUCUCCUGUUUCCAGUUACUGCACUUCACAACACCCUCCUGCAGACUCCACGACUUCAGACCGUCUCUGUUGGAAGUUCCAUUAAGCUGAAUUGCCACACAGGUUGGUAUGUGAGUGGACGCCUUCACUGGUAUAAGCAGCAGCUGCGAGAAAAUUUGCGAAAGGUUUACUUAAUGAACAAGAACUUCAUUUCAGAUGGAAAAAAGAUUUCUGGAGAAAUUAACAAUACUUUGAAAAUUUAUACACUUGUGAUUGAUGAUGUUCAAGUGAAUGAUUCGGGUCGAUAUUACUGUGCAGCGUGGAAAUCUUAUGGAAGGCCCUUGGUAUUCGGAAAUGGAUCAACACUGCACGUUACAGAUGGAAUGAGUGAAAUCAAUGGAACUUUUGUCUAUCAGAUAGAGCCUUGCCUUUUAAUAUUUUAUGAAAGUUCGUUGGUGACGAUUAUUCUCAUUAUCUUUACUGUUGCUGCGGUAUGGAGCUACUGGAAGCGGAAUUUAAGAUCAGGCGUCAGAAUCACUGAUAAUGACUGCAGGGGUUCUCCACCACACGAUCAAAAGCAGGAGCACCGGGGUCCCAUGUUUGAUCCCAGACUCGAACGACUGUCUGUGUGGAGUUUGCACGUUUUCCCCGUGUCUGCAUGGGUUUCCUCCGGGUGCUCUGAUUUUCACCCACAGUCGAAAGAUGUGCAGUUCAGGUUCUCUAUGCCCGGUUGCCGUUCACUGUAGAUCAGACAGUGUGAUGGAACAGAAACAAGCAUUCAUCAAUUCUUUUUUUCUCACUCCAUGGGACGCCAGUUAGAAAUAUUUGUUCACUGAUCAGUACAAAAACAUUUCCUUGAUUUUGCACCAUGCCUGUUUGUUUUAAGGAUCGUUGGCAUGAAGUCAGAAAUUUCAUACAAAAGAGCAACUGGCAGAAUGAAACCUCAAGAGAAAAAAUGUUCCACCAAACGUAGAUUUUACUAUCACAUGACACUGAUUUUUAAAAUAAUGUGUUAAAAAUCCGAAGAGAGAAUAAUCUAACAACGACUGUCAAAUUUAUGAUUUUUGCUUUUAUUCUAUAACUGACUUAGGCGCCACUUUUAAGGGUGACUAAUAUGA